AUGCACUCCAUCCGCAAACUACCAUCCAGGAGCCCCCGAGAAGAGCCGAAGGAAGAUGGCGUGGAGGACAUGACCCAGCUGCAGGACCUCCAGGAGGGCGCAGUGCUACAGAACAUCAAGAUGAGGUUUGACCGCGAGUUAAUCUAUACCUACAUAGGCAGCAUCUUAGUGUCCGUGAACCCCUACAAAAUGUACAACAUCUACGGGACGGAGCAGGUGCUGCAGUAUGAAGGAAGGGCGCUGGGAGAGAAUCCCCCACACCUUUUUGCUAUUGCAAACGUCGCCUAUACCAAAAUGAUGGAUGCCAAACACAACCAGUGUAUUAUCAUCAGUGGCGAAAGUGGUUCUGGCAAAACGGAAGCCACCAAGCUGGUCCUGCGUUACCUCGCAGCAGUUAAUCAGAAACGCAAUGUGAUGCAGCAGAUAGAGAUCCUCGAAGCGACCCCCCUGCUGGAAUCCUUCGGAAAUGCCAAAACAGUGAGGAACGACAACUCCAGCAGGUUUGGGAAAUUUGUGGAAAUCUUUCUGGAGGAAGGCUUGAUCUGUGGUGCCAUAACCUCACAGUACCUUCUUGAGAAAUCAAGGAUCGUGUUUCAGGCCAAAAAUGAAAGGAACUAUCACAUAUUCUAUGAGAUGCUGGCUGGCCUUCCUGCUCAGCAGAAGCAGCAAUUCUGCCUUCAAGAUGCAGAAACUUACUAUUACCUGAACCAGGGGGGUAACUGCGAGAUUCCUGGCAAGAGUGAUGCUGAGGAUUUCUGGAGGUUGCUCAGCGCCAUGGAGAUCCUGAACUUCAGCACCGAAGACCAAAACAGCAUCUUCCGAAUUCUGUCUUCCAUCCUCCACCUGGGGAACGUCUACUUUGAAAAAUAUGAGACAGACUGCCAGGAGGUUGCGUCGGUGGUGAGUGCGAGAGAGAUCCGUGUGGUAGCCGACCUGCUCCAGAUCUCCCCAGAGGGGCUGCAGAAGGCCAUCACGUUCAAAGUGACAGAAACGCUGAGGGAGAAGAUUUUCACCCCCCUCACUGUGGAAAGUGCCGUUGAUGCCAGAGAUGCCAUUGCCAAGAUCCUGUACUCCCUGCUCUUCAGCUGGCUCACAGACAGGAUCAACAAACUGGUCUACCCUAAAAAGGAGGCUCUUUCCAUAGCCAUUCUGGAUAUCUAUGGGUUCGAGGACCUCAGCUUUAACAGCUUCGAGCAGCUAUGUAUCAAUUAUGCAAAUGAAUAUCUGCAAUUCUUCUUCAACAAGAUCAUCUUUAAGGAGGAGCAGGAGGAGUAUGUCCGGGAACAGAUAGAGUGGAAAGAAAUCACCUUCAGCGACAACCAGCCCUGCAUCGAUCUCAUUGCUCAAAAGCCACACGGGAUUCUGAGGAUCCUGGAUGAUCAGAGCUCCUUCCCUCAGGCCACAGACCAUACCUUCCUCCAGAAGUGUCAUUACCACCAUGGCUCCAAUGCAUUAUACACCAAACCAAAGAUGCCUCUCCCAGAGUUCACCAUCAAACACUAUGCUGGCAAAGUAACCUACCAGGUGCACAAGUUCCUGGAUAAAAACUAUGAUCAAGUUCGCCAGGACGUUCUGGACCUUUUUGUCAACAGCAAAACCAAAGUGGUGGCCAACCUCUUCUUCGGCCAUGCCCAGCUGGUGGCCCAGCAGAGGACCAUGAUGGGGAAGAAUAGCACAGUCACCCGGCGGUAUAAAGCACCGACGGUGGCAGCUAAGUUCCAGCAGUCACUCCUGGACUUGGUGGAGAAGAUGGAGAGGUGCAACCCGUUCUUCGUCCGCUGCCUCAAACCCAACAACAAGAAGGAGCCAGCUGUCUUCGAGGAGGACAUUGUCAGCAGCCAGCUCCGGUACUCUGGAAUCCUCGAGACCAUCCGCAUCCGCAAAGAGGGCUUCCCAGUUCGCAUCCCCUUCCAGAUCUUCAUCAACAGGUACAGGUGCCUUGUAGAUAUCUGGCCUGGCCUCACCCCAGAUGGUGUGAGCUGCGUGGAGGUGCUGAAGAAGCUGUGUGCCGUGAGUCCCACCACGUACUGCAUUGGAGUCAGCAAGCUGUUCAUGAAGGAGCACCUGUACCAGCUGCUGGAGAGCAAGCGGGACCAUGCCCUGGACCUGGCAGCGCUCAUCCUGCAGCGCUACGCCCGCGCCUUCUUCAUUAAGAAACGCUUCCGCUCGCUGCGCCGCAAGAUCAUCCUCCUCCAAAGCCAGUCCCGGGGCUACCUGGCCAGGCAGAGGUACAAGCGGCUGAGGAAGAGUCUGAUCAAGUUCAGGUCCCUGGUGCACAUGUAUGUGAAUCGCAGGAGGUACCUCAAGGAGCUGACCAAGAGGGAGGUGGUGGAUGUAACGCACCUGGAAGUCCCUGCUGAGCUGGCGGGGCUGCUGGAGCUGGCAGCAGGUAAGCGCUCAUUUCCCACAGAGGGCUAGGUCAGAGCAGCUGGGAAUGGUCCAUGCAUCGUUCCAAUCCCUGCGCCCAAACUGCAAAUGGACUCCCAGCUCACCCUGCCACUCGACAUCAACAACUACUCCAUGGCCAAGUACGUGCGAGUCCACUUCCAGGAGCCGUCGUUUGGGAUGCUCACCGUGCCACUGGCGUCCCCACUGACCCAGCUGGAGGAGGAGCUGGUGUCGGAAGCGCUCAGUCUGUUCAAGCUGAUUCUGCGCUUCAUGGGUGACCCGCACCUCGGUGGCAUCCCGGAGAAUCUGUUUGGGAACUACAUCGUGCAGAAGGGGCUCUCAGUGCCGGGCCUGCGGGAUGAGAUCCUGGCUCAGAUCGCCAACCAGGUGUGGCGCAACACCAACGUCAACAACGAGGAGCGGGGCUGGCUCCUCCUGGCCGCCUGCCUCAGCGGCUUUGCCCCCUCCGCUGGCCUGGAGAAACACCUGCUCAAGUUUGUUUCCGACUACGCCUUUGAUGGCUACAAGCCAGUGUGCCAGCACAAGCUGAUGCAGGCCAUGCUGAGGUCCCAGCUUGGCCCUGAGACGGCCCGGGCCUACCCACCAUCGCUGCUUGAGUGGAUGGCCAACAGGCAGAGAGCAAGCAUGGCCUUGGACAUCUACUGCUUCAACGGUGACCGCUUCUCCUGCCCCAUCCACUCCUGGAGCACAGGGGAGGAGCUGGCAGGGGACGUGCUGAAGCACAGGGGGCUGACGGAAGGCUGGAGGGGCUGGUCCAUCUCCAUGAAGGAUGGCGUCCAGUGGGCCGAGCUGGCUGGCCAUGAUUACAUCCUGGACCUCGUUUCCGACCUGGAGCUGCCCAGGGGCUUCCCCAAGCAGAAAUCUUAUUUCAUCGUCUCUUCAGAAGGGGCGGACAAGGGCAGCGGUGCCACCAGCGCAGUAUUCGGACAGGGCUUGGAUUCGGACGAGGAAGUCCCUCCUCCCCCAUUCACAAAGGCCCCCACUGUGCCACCUCCAAACACCCCUGACUCAGAUGGAUAUUACAGUCGUGCAGAUUCCGACACUGUCAGCGAAGCUCGAACGCACAAGGGGUUGGAUCGUUACCUGGACAGUCUGUUUGACCCGGUCCUGUCCUAUGGGAAUGGGGACUUGGAGAAGCCGGCUGCUCUCUCCUGGAAGAUGAAAGGAGGAGGCCGGGUAGGAGGUGGGGGCAGCAAUGUGGACCAAGGCAGUGCCAGAGCAACCAUGGAGAUGCCUCAGCAGACUGCUUUGCGGGAUCCCAGCUUGGUGCUGCAGCGCGACCACAUCAAGCAGCAGGCCCUGCUCCGGGCUCGUCAGAUCACCAGGCAGGCCACGGCUCUGCAGCAGCAUCAGGUGGACGGCACAGCCUCUCCCAAUGCCUCCCAGGCCACCAGCCCCAGACCUGCCCAUGGAGCCCCCAGCACAGUCCAGAGCGUGCCCUGCACAGCACUGCCGCUGCAGAGGACGGCUGUGAGCGGGACACCAGCCAGGACGGCGGCCCUCUUGCAGAAAGCCGCUCCUGCCUCCAGGCUGCAGGCUGGUGAGCUGGUGCGGCCGGCCAAGCUGAGCUCGCAGCACUUCCCUGAGCCCACACAGCACAUCAAGAACAUCAUUAAGCAGUGCCAGCGGCCCGCCAGGCUCCCCGAGCCCAUCAGGAAGGAAGGUGGGAAGGUCUUUGUGAAGAAGAUGGAUCCCCAUGAGGAGGCUAUGAUGAUCUUAAAGGGGCAGAUGUCAGUGGCGCCGGGCCCCCCAACAGCCGCUCCGGUGGCCAAGGAAGCAAUAGCCAUGGUGAAGCCUGUUACCAGCACCAAGAGGUCUUCGCUGCCAUCACCAACCGCCGUUCCCUCACCGGCUGCCACAGCCAGGUCUUCUCCAGUGUCGCCUCCAGUCCCAGUCUCCCGGGAGCUCCCAGCCGAGCAUGAGCAGGUCCAGACACAGCUGCACCGGUGCUGCAGCGAGGAGUGCUACGCCUACCGCAACGUGUCCUGGAAGAUAUACAUCAGGAAAGAGGUGUUCUAUCCUAAGGAUAACUUCAACAACCCUUUGUUGCUGGAUCUCAUUUUCAGACAGAUCUUCCACGACACGCUCUCCGACGCUUGCCUUAGGAUCACCCCGGAGGAGCGGCUGUGCAUGAGAUCCCUCUUCGCGGAAAACAAGCUAGACUCAUUCAGCCCAGUGGCCGACGACAGCGUUAAGAAGGAGAUUGUGAUUGCAGCCCGGGACAGCUGGGAGGUUUACUUCUCCCGCCUCUUCCCCGCCACGGGCAGUGUUGGCACCGGGGUGCAGAUCUUGGCAGUGUCUCACACGGGGAUUAAACUGCUGCGGCUGGUCAAGGGCACUAACAUGCCAGGGGAGCAGCUACGGGUGCUGCGGGGCUACAGCUACACCGAUAUCCUGUUCGUGACCAUCCCCUCCAAGCACAUGCUGGAGUUCAAUCUGACCAACGAGAAGCUCAUCCUCUUCUCCCCCAAAGCCCCCCAGGUUAAGGCCAUGAUCGACUAUUUCAUCACGGAGCUCAAGAAGGACUCGCAGUACGUGGUUGCCGUGAAGAGCUACGUUACAGAUGACAGGAGCCUGUUGAGCUUCCACAAGGGGGACAUCAUCCACUUGCAGCCGCUGGAGCAGCCUGAAAGAGGGUGGAAAUUCGGUGCCAUCCACGGGAGGUCGGGGCGCUUCCCUGCCGAGUACGUCCAGCCCGUGGCAGCCCCAGAUUUUAUCCACCUGCCAGCAGACAGGAAAGAGGAACCCAAGAACAAGCAGGGCAAGGUGGCGGCCUCGGCGGCCAUGGCAGUGGCCGUGGCCUCCACGGCCGUGGCUCAGGAGCUGGACAGGAAGAUCGAGGUGUACCCCAUGGGCAGCGACUGUGCGGAGAGCGUGGAGGAGUAUGGCUGCGAGCUUCCUGGGGACGGUGCCCUGCAGGGCAGGCAGUUCCCCAUGCAGGAGUUUGCUAUGAAGUAUUUCCGGGCGGCACAGAGGAUGAAGACGGAUUCCUGUAAGCAGAAACCCCGGAAAGGGAAGGACUCACCAGGCGUAGCGGAGAUGCUGAAAUUCACCAAGUGCCCACUCCAGGAGUCGCUGAUCAAAUUCACCGACAGCUGCCUGAACAGAGCCGCAGCCGAGGCCUUCCAAGCCGUGAUGAAGUUCAUGGGCGACUGGCCUCUCAAGGGGCAGACGGAGCUGGACGUCGUCUGUGCUGUGCUCAAGCUGUGCACUGACCAGGAGGUCAUGAGGGAUGAAGUGUAUUGCCAGAUCGUCAAGCAGACCACAGACAACACCAGCCCCAAGAUGGACAGCUGUCAGAAGGGAUGGCGGCUGCUCUAUAUCCUGACCGCCUACUACAAGUGCUCCGAGGUCCUGAAGCCCUACCUGCUGUGGCACCUCCAGGAGACCUGCAGGAGCCCUGGGGCGCAGUUCCAAGGUAUUGCCAAGGCCUGCGAGCAGAACCUCAGGAAGACCUUCCAGUUUGGUGGCCGGCGCGAAUUUCCCAGCAGCCUGGAGCUCAAAGCCAUGGUGGCUGGCCGGAGCGCAAAACGUCAGCUGUUUCUCCUGCCGGGAGGGAUCGAGAGGCACCUGAAGAUCAAAACGUGCUCGGUUGCACUGGACGUGAUCGAGGAGAUGUGCUAUGAAAUGGGGUUGCAUCGGCCCGAGGCCUUUGACGAAUAUGUCAUCUUUGCCGUUACCAACGGAGGUCAGAAUGUCCGCCCCUUGAGUAGACGGGAGUAUAUCCUUGACGUGGCCACGGAGAUGGAGCAAGUGGACAACAGCUACAUGUUCUGGUACCGGCGCAUCAUCUGGACCCAGCCGCUGAAAUUUGACAAUGAGCUGUAUGUCACCAUGCUCUAUAACCAGGUCCUGCCCGAUUAUCUCAAGGGGCUUUUCAACAUCCUACCUCCCCUGCAACCCAGCGAACAGCAAUGCCAGCAGGUCUCCAAACUCGCAGCCCUCCAGCACCGGGCCAAGGACAGCAUGUACCUGCCCACCGUCUGCGAGGUGCAGGGUUACGUCCCACCCCAGUUCUGCCAAGCGCUGAAGGCUCAGUCGUGGCUCAACGCGGUGCUGCAGCAUAUGCCGCAGGUCCAGGCCCUGAGCGCCCACCAGGCCAGAGCUCAGUUCCUAGGGCUCCUGAGCGCCUUCUCCAUGUUCGGCUCUUCCUUCUUCUACAUCCAGAGCUGCAGUAACAACGCCAUCGUCUCGCCGUGCAUCCUGGCCGUCAACCAGAAUGGCCUCCACUUCCUCCACAAGGACACCCACGAGCUGAUGGUGAAGUUCUCGCUGAAGGAGAUUCAGUCCACGAGGACCCAGCGGUCCACAGCCGGCUCCAGCUACCCCUAUGUGGAGAUCAUGCUGGGAGACUUGAUGUCACAGAGGAUGAUGCAGCUGCAGCUGCAGCAGGGCCUAGAGUUGAGCCGCGUGAUCGCCACCCACAUGGAAAGUCUGUUGUACGCUCGCGAGAAGAGACUCACCCUCCCUCCCAGUGAGAUUACGCUGCUCUGAUCAGGCAUGUUACACACACGCACGCUCCCUCCCUAACAGCUACUUGAGUGAGAGCCAGCAUGGAGAUAAGCAAAUAUCUCUAUGUCCUGGGAGAGGCAACGUAGACUAAAUAUAGACACCGAUGGGACAGAUUCCCAACUGGUUCGAGUCAGCAUAGCCCCACUGAUUUCAGUGGCUGGGGCUGACGGACAUCUGCUGAGGGGCUGGGGUGGUGGGAUUUACAGACCAUAUGUGAGGUCUGAAGUGUGAAGAGUGUGGGGAAUGCAGUCCGGCCAGUUAACAGGUGAACACAGAUGCCUUAAUUUAUAUUUAAUAACUGCCCUCCUGGACAUAGGGCAUGACCUUUUUCCAGAAUCAAGUGUAUUUAAUCCAUUAUUUUACUAGCAACGUAUUAACAGAUUGUCCUUGAGCAGGACAUGCCCAGUUUUGCACAUCUGCCUGUUCCAAGGACCCGGCAAUCUAACUGCUAACAUGCUGCAUACACCAGAUGGCUUUUAUUUGUGUUCGCUCCUGCUUUUUUGGUCUUGUUUGUCCUGUGAGCUAAUUCUCGUUUUUAUAAGUGUCACUGGCGCCUGUAUUUGUAUACUGCUCUGUAGCGCUAGCCCUGUAAAUGGCUUCCCGUUUUUUAACUUUUUGCACUCAGCGUUGCUUUGAGAUUUUAUUUUGUUUCUAAUUUGUGCAAAAUUAAAAAUUCCUUUAAAGUCCAAAGCCACCUGUCAUUUGGGUGUGCUGGGGAACUAAGUGCUUUCUCUUUCCUCAACCCAGGAUUUGUGUAGAGCAGGGGUUCUCAAACUUCAUCGCCUCCUUCUGACAACAAAAAUUACUACAGGACCCCAGAGGGGGGGAACGAAGCCUGAGUCCGACGGAGCCCUGUCACCCCGGAGCAGGGCGCAAACCAAAGCUCCAUUUCCCCAGGCCGGGAGGCCAAAGACAAAGCUCUGCUGCCCAGGGCUGAAGCCCUUGGGCAGGGGCUUUAGCUUUGGUCCCGGCAAGUCUAAGCCAGCCCUGGCAACCCCAUUAAAAUGGGGUCGUGACCUACUUUGAGGUCUUGACCCCCAGUUUGAGAACCGCUGGUGUAGAGCCAAGAGCAGAGCUUGCAGUCUAGUUGCAACUGCUUGCCAGUGAACCCUACUGUCAAUGCCAGUCUGACCACCUCACAGACAUUUAUGCCAGGACAAGAGUGUUUAUGCUUUACCCUAGGCUGUAUCCUAAGACAAAUGUGUGCCAGGACUAGACUAUUUACAGUCAUGUUCAUUAACUGGCCGUCAGUUAACGCAGGUUAAAAGAAGCCCCCAAACUCUAGUCCGGACGGAUCCCCACAGAACAGUGAAGCACUCGAUGGUCAUAUUUGCACUCAGGUUCUGGUGAUAUUCGAGGAUCGCUACAGCUUCUCUGCUGCUAGCAACAGAGGCGGCGCUAGCCUGGACCAGCCAUAAGUGCUUUACCACCAUGGCAACUAGGCCUUGAGAAACUGCAGUUUCUACACUGCGAUUCACUGAAUCCAUUCAGGCCCUUCAUCUGAAUCACUGCAUUUCUUUACAUGACAGAUGAUCAUGUGGUUAAGGCACAGGACCAGGAAUCCAGGUUAUGUUAGUGGCCCUGCCAGACUUUCCACGUGACUUUGGACAUGUCCCUUAGGGAUUACUGUGGCAUUUAAAGCAGCAUCCAAGCUGUAGCGAUAUCGGGAGCGUUCGCCAACUGAACCCCUGCCCUAAUGUAAACGCAGAACUGAGACAAGCCUGGGUUGGUGACUCGGCAGAUUGUCUGCAAGGGACUCAGAGUUAAAGGCUGCCACAAACUCGGCAGAACCAGCAUCAGCCAAAAUGUUAACAGUGACUCCCAUGAACUGAACCAGAGAUCUUUGUAUAGCAUGACCUCUGCCUUCACCACGGACAGGCCUAACUGUAUUCCGUGAGCAGCCAGGUGCCCUGGGAGUUCUGAAAUUCCCACUAGGAGCCUAGCUGCCUCUUUAGGCACCUAAAUCCUGGCCCUAGGAGCUCAUAACCAGUGAGUUCCUUGAGGCCAACGCAGAGGCUCGUUUCACAUCAUACUGUUGGCAGAGAGUGGGCUGGGGUAGGUUUGAUUUACUAGAGGCUGGGUGUGACAAGUGGAGUGGAACUCCCCCCAGGAUGGGAGAGAUGGAGAGUCUGAGCAGGGGCGCUGGCUCAGACCCAGCUCAAAAGCAAACCCCUAUAGCACAGCCUUGACAGCCUGCAAGGCAGGAUGGGCUAGUGGGAUGGGUGCUGGCAUGUGACUCAGGAAACCAAGGUUCAGUUCCUCAUUUACAAAACUUCCUGUGUGAUUUUGGGCAAGUCAUUUAAUCUGUCAGGGGGAUAAAGCACUUCUGUGCCUGACAGGGGUGUUGUGAGGAAUUAGAGACUGGGAGGUGCUCCGACACUACUGAGAAGAGGGCCAGCCAGGUACUCAGGUAGAGAGAUUAGCUCUCUUCUCCAGCACCCUGAAAGGACCUGUCCAGCCUUGCUCCCACUGAA
Gopherus flavomarginatus (Mexican gopher tortoise) is the source of this 9395-nucleotide messenger RNA. RefSeq names its product myosin XVA (gene MYO15A). Gene Ontology annotation, molecular function: protein binding; cytoskeletal motor activity; ATP binding. Gene Ontology annotation, cellular component: myosin complex; cytoskeleton. The record is from RefSeq and is a predicted model, not a curated record. The transcript is spliced from 62 exons. Lineage: Eukaryota; Metazoa; Chordata; Testudines; Testudinidae.